Messenger RNA from Anthonomus grandis grandis, 999 nucleotides. RefSeq names its product nuclear receptor subfamily 2 group E member 1 (gene Hr83). Lineage: Eukaryota; Metazoa; Arthropoda; Insecta; Coleoptera; Curculionidae. Gene Ontology annotation, molecular function: zinc ion binding; nuclear receptor activity; RNA polymerase II cis-regulatory region sequence-specific DNA binding. The transcript has 4 exons. The record is from RefSeq and is a predicted model, not a curated record. Gene Ontology annotation, biological process: anatomical structure development; cell differentiation; regulation of transcription by RNA polymerase II. The coding region runs from base 96 to 938 and encodes 280 amino acids.
CAAAAAUAAAUCGAGUAUAAAAUCUGGACAUGGUUUAGGGCAACGGUCAGUCUUCGGUCUAGUCUUGUUAGGGUGAUUUUUAAUUGAAAGUGUAAAUGGGACGGAAUUUGCCAACUCCGGUACCUUGCAGGGUAUGUGGCGAUAGAUCUUUUGGAAAACAUUAUGGGGCUUAUUGCUGUGACGGAUGCUCUUGUUUCUUUAAGAGAAGUGUGAGAAGGCACGUGUUUUAUACAUGUAUUUCCGGUGAUGGUAAAUGUAUUGUCGAUAAAGCACGAAGAAACUGGUGCCCAUAUUGCCGUUUACAGCGUUGCUUUGCUGUAAAUAUGAAUGUAGCAGCAGUACAAGAUGAACGCGGACCACGGAAACCUAGGAUCUAUCCUAAAAGUAACCAUGGAUCCCCAAAUGCUACCGCUAUAAUACAGACGUCUAAAACUCCUACAGAAACUUUCGAACUUAUCGCCCACAUUUUCCUGUUCACCAUCAGACAAGUACGAUACAACUCAGGCUUUGGUUUAUUAAGUCGUCCCGCUCAAAACAAGUUACUAGGAAGUCUCUGGAGUUGUAUUCUCGUCCUGAAGAUCAUACAUUGGCCGGGAAUGGUAGAAAACCACUUGCUAAGAAGCUUAAGAACCAACAUGGGACAUUUUAAGCUGCUUAAUCUAGAUCUUUACGAGCAAGAACUUUUGCAAAAUAUUAUUUUAUGUAGGAGUGACUUGCUAUAUGAUGUUGAUCAACAACAAGCGGUUUUGGCAGGGAAUUUGCAGGAAAAAGCUGUAGAUGCUUUAUUUUUAAAAAACUUGGAAAAUAAGAAACGGUUUUUAAGAAUACUUUUGUCAAUUGCUUUAUUAUUUAGUUGUAAUUCGGAAUCUUUGUUUGAAAGCUUGUUUAGGCCAAUAAUAGGAAAUGUCAGUGUAGAAUCUGUAAUAGCUACGAUCUAAUCCUAAAACAAGUAUCUACAGAUACCUACUAUUUAUUAUUCAUUAUAUUAUUUUGUACAUA